Messenger RNA from Manihot esculenta (cassava), 4219 nucleotides. RefSeq names its product probable leucine-rich repeat receptor-like protein kinase At5g63930. The record is from RefSeq and is a predicted model, not a curated record. Gene Ontology annotation, biological process: protein phosphorylation. The coding region runs from base 720 to 4079 and encodes 1119 amino acids. Gene Ontology annotation, molecular function: protein kinase activity; protein binding; ATP binding. The transcript is spliced from 2 exons. Lineage: Eukaryota; Viridiplantae; Streptophyta; Magnoliopsida; Malpighiales; Euphorbiaceae.
ACUAAAAUAAUGCUGAAAUGGAGGAAGAUAGGAGAAUAUUUUCAUGCUUUGUCGGCCAUCUCUCUCUCUUUCGUUCUUUCUAUAUCUCUCAUCAAAAGUUUGUGUAUGAUAAUGAAAAAUGUAAUAAUAUAUUAUGUAUGAUCUUUCUCUCACAUAUCCUUCCAAUUCAAACCCAGUAGGAUUUUCCUAAUCAUUGUGUAGAGGACAAAAUGAACACCGGCUUUCUGUUAAUUCUUUGAGAUAAUAAAAACAGGUUGACAAUUGUCACGAUCCAUUGCUCUUGGGAUUUAUAGCUCAACACCCAUUAAAGAAAACCACUUCAUGUAUUCAAAGCUGGAGUUUUUCCUACUAAAAUAUUCCCAGUUCUUCAAUUUUCUCCUCCCAGUUCCUUUGGUUUUAUUGGGUUGCGUUUCUUUCUUCUGAUUCGUCAUUUAUCCAAGAGGUAUGUAGAGUCGUUUCUUGCUUUUCCUUGUCCUUGAUUUUGUUAUAGGGAUUGUCGCGUGUGCUUUAACUUUAGAAACUUGUAUGAUUUCUAUUUGUAUAUCUCAGCUCACAGAGACCAAUAGAACUAGCUAGAUUUUGUUAUAGAAGAAGAUCAUUAUCUGGGUAGUUCUUGUUUUGGUAUUCUGUUUCAUGUCCAGUCAUGAAUUGUCUAUUCUUCAUGUGAAUGCCCCAAUCCCAUCUUGAGUAUAUAUGUUUUCCACUUCUGUUUGGUAGGUAUGGAGAAAAUAUCAUUUGGGUCUAUCACUGUUUUUGCUCUUGUUGUUUUCCUUAUGGUACGUCAAUCUUCUGGGCUUAAUGCUGAGGGUCAAUUGCUCUUAGAUAUAAAGAGCAAACUCGUUGACCAUUAUAAUCAUCUGAGUAAUUGGAAUCCCAGUGGUUCAAACCCUUGUGGGUGGAAUGGUGUGAACUGCACUUUCACUGAUUACAAUUCUGUGGUUUCGUCUCUUGAUUUGAGCUACAUGAAUCUUUCUGGUUCUUUGUCACCAAGUAUAGGGGGGUUGUCUCGUUUGGUUUAUCUUGAUCUUUCUUUUAAUGGGUUGUCUCUAAAUAUCCCUAGUGAGAUUGGGAAUUGUUCUAAUUUGAAGGUUCUUCGUCUAAACAAUAACCAAUUUGAAGGCCAGAUUCCUGUAGAGGUAGUUAAGCUUUCUUCUCUGUCAAUUUUCAAUAUCUCCAACAACAGAAUAUCUGGCCCCUUUCCGGAGAAGAUCGGUGAUCUUGUGUCCUUGACACAGUUGAUUGCCUAUAGCAAUAACAUCACUGGAUCAUUGCCAGCUUCUUUUGGCAACCUUAAAAAUCUAACUACUUUCAGAGCAGGGCAGAAUUUGAUAUCAGGAAGCUUACCUCCAGAUAUAGGAAGAUGCGAGCAAUUGCAGAUUCUUGGUCUUGCACAAAAUCAAUUAACUGGGGAAAUACCAAAAGAGAUUGGAAUGCUCAAUUAUUUGUCGGAUAUAGUCCUUUGGGGUAAUCAGCUUUCAGGGUCUAUUCCAAAGGAGCUAAGCAAUUGUACAAAUUUGUUGACUAUUGCUCUCUAUGACAACAACCUUGUAGGGCCUAUACCCAAGGAGCUUGGUGACCUAGAGUUUCUGGAAAAUUUAUAUCUCUACAGAAAUCAUUUGAAUGGAACGAUCCCGAGGGAGAUUGGAAAUCUGUCUUAUGCUGUGCAGAUUGAUUUCUCUGAGAACAUGUUGACUGGAGAGAUACCAGUAGAGUUGGCUAAGAUAACUGGAUUGCAUUUGCUUUAUCUUUUUGAGAAUGGGCUUACUGGUGUCAUUCCAAAUGAGCUCACUACUUUGGUAAACUUAACAAGGCUUGACCUCUCCAUUAAUAAUCUCACUGGCACUAUUCCUGUUGGGUUCCAGUAUUUGAAACAGUUGAUCAUGUUGCAGCUCUUCGACAACUCAUUCGUUGGGAGUAUUCCUCAAGGACUUGGAGUCUAUGGAAAACUCUGGGUAGUUGAUUUAUCAAACAACUACCUGAAAGGAAGAAUUCCACGUCAUCUUUGCAGAAAUGGUAAUCUUUUUCUGUUGAACCUUGGGUCAAAUAACCUCACAGGUUAUAUCCCAACUGGUAUCGUUAAGUGCAAGACAUUGGCACAGCUUUAUCUUGCAGGAAAUGAACUUACAGGGGGCUUUCCAACCGAUUUGUGCAAGUUGGAGAAUCUCUCUAGUAUUGAAUUGGGCCAAAACCAGUUCAAUGGUCCAAUUCCUCCAGAAAUUGGUAAUUGCCAUGUUCUGCAAAGGCUGCAUCUCUCAGAUAACUACUUCAUUGGUGAAUUGCCAAGGGAGAUUGGCAAACUUUCUCAAUUGGUGACCUUCAACAUCUCAUCUAAUCUUCUUGGUGGAACAAUACCACCAGAGAUCUUCAGCUGCAAGAUGCUUCAACGAAUUGAUCUCAGCCGGAACAAUUUUGUAGGUGCUUUACCAAGAGAGAUAGGAGGCCUUUCUCAACUGGAGCUUCUCAAGCUUUCAGACAAUCAAAUUUCUGGUGUUGUACCUCCAGAGGUUGGAAAUCUGAGUCACUUAACUGAGUUACAAAUGGGAGGCAACUUGUUUUCUGGUGCGAUCCCAGCUGAGUUGGGUGGCCUUUCAAGCUUGCAGAUUGCAUUAAACCUCAGCUAUAAUAAUCUCUCUGGGUCAAUACCUGAAGAGCUAGGAAACCUCGAGUUACUGGAAUUCCUGCUGCUCAACAACAACCAUUUGAGUGGUGAAAUUCCAGGCUCCUUAGGGAACCUUUCUAGCUUACUUGGAUACAACUUUUCAUACAAUGACUUAACAGGGCCUUUACCCUCCUUGCCAAUCUUUCUAAAUACAGGCAACAGCAGCUUCCUUGGGAAUGCCGGGCUUUGUGGUGGACCUCUUGGUAAUUGCAGUGAAUCUCCAUUAUCCUACCUUCCUUCGGAUACAGAAGGGAAAAGUGCCCGAUUCGGUAAAAUCAUUGCCAUAGUUGCAGCUGUUGUUGGUGGUGUUUCUCUCAUUUUAAUUGUAGUGAUUAUAUACUUCAUGAGACGCCCAGUUGAAAUAGUUGCUCCUUUGCAAGAUAAAUCAUUCUCUUCUCCACCUUCAGAUAUUUACUUUUCUCCAAAGGAAGGGUUCACUUUUCAGGACUUGGUUGCAGCCACUGACAACUUCAAUGACAGGUUUGUGAUAGGAAGGGGAGCUUGUGGAACUGUAUAUAGAGCAGUCUUGCCGUGUGGUCGCACUAUUGCAGUUAAGAAGUUAGCAUCAAACAGGGAGGGAAGCAAUAUUGACAAUAGCUUCCGUGCUGAAAUUUCGACAUUGGGAAAGAUCAGGCAUCGGAAUAUUGUGAAGUUAUAUGGUUUCUGCUACCACCUGGGUUCCAAUCUACUUCUUUAUGAAUACAUGGCCAAUGGUAGUUUGGGAGAAUUACUCCACGGAUCAUCCUGUAAUCUUGAUUGGUGGACUAGAUUCAAGAUUGCACUUGGAGCUGCUCAGGGCCUUGCUUAUCUGCAUCAUGAUUGCAAGCCCCGGAUUUUUCAUCGUGACAUAAAGUCCAAUAACAUUCUGCUUGAUGACAAGUAUGAAGCUCAUGUCGGGGACUUCGGACUAGCAAAGGUGAUCGACAUGCCCCAAUCUAAAUCAAUGUCUGCAGUUGCUGGUUCUUAUGGCUACAUAGCCCCCGAGUAUGCAUAUACCAUGAAAGUGACAGAAAAAUGUGACAUAUAUAGCUAUGGAGUGGUCCUUUUGGAGUUGCUGACUGGCAGAACACCUGUGCAGCCACUAGACCAAGGUGGUGAUCUGGUAAACUGGGUAAGAAAUUACAUUCAUGUUCAUACAUUAUCACCUGGAGUACUUGAUGCUCGACUUGAUCUGGACGAUGAGAAUACAGUCUCUCACAUGAUUACUGUCAUGAAAAUUGCACUAAUUUGCACAAGUAUGUCUCCUUUUGAUCGACCAACAAUGCGGGAAGCUGUUUUGAUGCUCAUCGAAUCUAAUAAACGAGUAGGACACUUCGAAUCAUCCCCGAGUUAUCAUGCAAAUUCAAGUGAAGGACAAUUUGAUUCAUCCCCAAGUCAUCAUGCUAGUUCAAGUGAUGAACUUAUUGUACAUAAUGAAUAAUUUUGAUAUAUAGGCCACGAGCGAUGAUUUUUUAGCAGCUAAUUCAUCCUAGCAUUAGUUAGAAAGAGAAGAACAAACUACCUUGUAUAUUCCCAAUAUAAUAAUGUUGCUUGCUUCCAUUUUGGCUGCUAGGCCAAUCA